This is a messenger RNA of Linepithema humile (Argentine ant), 2675 nucleotides long. The record is from RefSeq and is a predicted model, not a curated record. NCBI's taxonomy places the organism in Eukaryota, Metazoa, Arthropoda, Insecta, Hymenoptera, Formicidae.
AUGCAAGAACCCUGGGUAAUCCGGGGUUGCAUCAGGGGCUUGGCGGCCUGCGGUAGGCUCUUUAGGGCCCCAUCAGUGGAUCGGCCUAGGGCCUGCGUGGCCGUCAAGGGUAUGGAAGCCCAACUAAUACCUCACCUGUGUUCCAGGGACGUUGCGGCUGUAGAAGUGGAUUUCACUGAUGACUCCGGUGACAGAAAGAAAGUGGUUAUUUGCUCGGCCUACUUCUCUCGUGACGAGGGGGAGGCGGUGCCGCCUGCACCGGUGAUAAAACUGGCAGAAUACUGCCAGGAGAAACGGUUUCCUCUGAUCAUGGGAUGUGACGCUAACGCGCAUCACACUGUGUGGGGAAACUCGGACACCAACGAAAGAGGAAGAAAAGUGUUGGAGUUCUUAGCAUCUACGGAUCUGGAGAUUCUCAACACAGGAGACGAGCCCACCUUCUGCACUAUAGCGAGAAGAGAAGUGCUCGACAUCACUGUCUGUUCCAAGCAGUUGAUACAAGAGGUAGUGGAGUGGAGGGUCUCGACGGAGCCCUCGCUCUCAGACCAUAGGCAGAUCACCUUCAGGAUAGCUAAGGCUAGGGGGAAGGAGGUCAAAUUCAGGAACCCAAAGAAAACCAAGUGGGACUCCUAUAGGGAAGACCUAGCCAGCAGUCUCAGAGGCUUCCCUAAGAGGCACGGGACAGAGGACGAACUGGAGACCUAUGUGGACUACUUGCAGAGGUCUCUGGUAAACUGCUACGAAAGUAAGAAUUGCCCCGAAAGGGCGGUUACAAAUAGUAGAGGAACUUCCUGGUGGACCCCUGGACUGCAGGGUCUCAGAGUGGCGGCUCGUAGGGCCUGGAACAGAGCUAGGAACACGGGCCGCCAAUCCGACUGGGAGCUCUCUAGCAGGGCACAGAAGGAAUAUAGAGACUCUGUGGAACCGGAUGCGACUCUGGAAGCCAUCGCACUCCCUGAUGGGACGGUGGUGACUGGAGAGCGAUGUCUGGAGCAUCUACUGGAAGUGAGCUUUCCGGGCUUCCAUAGGGAGCCGGGAGAGCUAUUUGCAUAUAAGGAGCUGGGCUCACUCAGAAGAGCCCGACAAGCGGACUGGCGAAUGGCGGCCAAGAUUGUCAUGCCCGAGAAAGUCAAGUGGGUAAUUAACACCUUUAAGCCCUACAAGUCAGCGGGACCGGAUGGCGUCUUUCCGGCUCUUCUACAAAAGGGACUGGAACAGAUCGUGGGCCCACUGACUCGAACCUUAAGGGCUUGUAUCGCGAUGGGCUACACACCCAGCGCAUGGAAACUGGCCAAGGUAGUUUUCAUCCCGAAAACGGGAAGAACGAGCUACACCAAGGCAAAGGAUUUCAGGCCAAUUAGCCUAACAUCGUUUCUCCUUAAGACAUUGGAGAAGCUGGUGCACGCGUAUUUGAGGGAGACAACUCUGUGGAGGCACCCUCUCCACAAAAAUCAGCACGCGUAUCGUUCGGGCUAUUCCACCGAGACUGCUCUACAUCAGACGGUAGCGUUUAUUGAGGAGCAGCUGGAAAGGAAAGGCUAUGCAGUGGGUGCUUUCUUGGACAUAGAGGGCGCCUUUAACAACACCGCACGAGGUAGUGUGUGGGAAAGCCGCCAGAAGAAGUGUCCCGAUAAAGCUCGUCGAGUGGAUCCGGGGCAUGCUAGGGAGGAGUGUGGUGACUUCGCUGGGAACUGCAAAAGUCUGUGGGUGGGUGGGAAGAGGCUGCCCGCAGGGUGGAGUACUUUCCCCACUUUUAUGGUGCCUGAGACGCUUCUAGAGCUCAUGCAGGGGGCACUAGAAGUGGUAGAAGAGUGGUGUCAGAGGACGGGUUUGGCGGUGAAUCCACUAAAAACCGGUCUUACUAUCUUCACUCGCAAAUACAAGGUGGGCACCAUUGUGGGACCCACUCUUGGAGGAGUAAGUUAUGCCACGGUAUUCCAAGCGGAGAUUGUGGCUAUCCUAAGCUGUGCUCAGACCGUACGGAGUAAGGUAGAAGCGGGAGAGCACAUCAGAAUUUGUACGGACAGCCAGGCAGCCAUCAAAGCGCUGGGGGCUCCGACAAUAACGUCACGGUUGGUUCAGGAGUGCAGAGACGUUCUGAACGAAUUGGCGAGAGAGAGAGAAGUCACCGUUACAUGGGUGCCUGGUCACUUAGGCAUCCAGGGUAAUGAAUGUGUGGACCAGCUGGCAAAAGCGGGUUCAGAGACAACGAUGGUAGGACCGGGGCCGGCUCUGGGAAUCCCCUUUUGUCUAGGAAGGGGGAGGAUCAAAGAAUGGCUCCGAAGAGAACAUCUAAGACACUGGAGAGUGGAAUCUGAGUCCAAAUGCAGACAGGCUAGAGCUCUAAUGGGAGAUACUCCUAAUAGGGAACUGGUUUGGAGCAUUAGGGCUUUGAGUAGGAGAGAUGCCAGGACAGCGGUACACAUACUGAUGGGUCAUGGCACCUUAAACUACCACAUGUACAAGCUUGGGCGUAGCGAUACAUCCAGGUGCAGGGCAUGUGGAGACGACGAGGAAACAAGCCUUCACGUACUCAGCGACUGUCCUGCACAUGCAGGGUUGAGACACAGGAUGCUGGGCUCAGCACUACUUGGGCCCGAGCAGAUCAGGGAGCUGCUGGUGAGGGAUCUGGAGGGAUCUGGAUUCUCUUUUGGAGAAAAACAGGUCUCUCAUGA